AUGGGCAGCGAGAGCGCGCGCAGGAGCAGCCCGGGCUCCGCCGCUCCCCCCUGCGCCCGCUCCUGCUCCUGCUGCUCUUCUUGCCCUGCUGCCCCCAGGGCGGCGCCCCGCCUGCGCUCCCGCCUUUUCCCGCCAAGGACGGAUCAAAUUAUGACAUCAUCAUCCAAAGGAAUUUUCCGGCCAUUUCUAGUUAUCUUCAUUGUGCUGGGCUGUUUCAUGGCAUGUCUGCUUAUUUACAUUAAACCUACAAGUAGCUGGAUCUCUGGUCCCAUCGAAUCUGCCAGCUCUGUUCUCAAAAUGAAGAGCUUUUUCUCCACCAAAAGUGACUAUGUUAAUGAGACGACUAUUCUGAUAUGGGUGUGGCCGUUUGGUCAGACAUUUGAUCUGACACUCUGCCCAAUGUUCAACAUCCAUGGUUGCCAUCUGACUACUGACCGUACAUUAUAUAAUCGAUCUCAUGCUGUUCUUAUUCAUCACAGAGACAUCAGUUGGGAUCUAACUAAUUUACCUCAGCAGCCUAGGCCACCAUUUCAGAAGUGGAUCUGGAUGAAUUUAGAAUCUCCAACACACACUCCACAAAAGAGUGGAAUUGAACAUCUGUUCAAUCUGACCCUCACUUAUCGGCGUGAUUCAGAUAUUCAAGUGCCUUACGGCUUCAUGAUGGUUAGCACAAGCUCCUUUCUGUUUGAAGUGCCGAAUAAAGAGAGGUUAGUGUGUUGGGUGGUAAGCAACUGGAACCCUGAGCAUGCUAGGGUUAAGUAUUACAAUGAGUUAAGUAAAUACCUUGAAAUCCAUACUUACGGGCAAGCAUUUGGAGACUAUGUGAGUGAUAAAAACUUGAUUCCAACUAUUUCCACCUGUAAGUUCUACCUUUCCUUUGAGAAUUCUAUCCACAAAGACUACAUUACGGAGAAACUUUACAAUGCUUUUCUGGCUGGGUCUGUACCAGUCGUACUGGGUCCUCCGAGAGAAAACUAUGAAAAUUACAUCCCAGCAGAUUCUUUCAUCCAUGUAGAGGAUUUUCUGUCUCCAAGAGACCUUGCGGAAUAUCUUCUGAUGCUUGACAAAAAUAAUAAAAUGUACCUUAGCUAUUUCAACUGGAGAAAGGAUUUUUCAGUGCACCUUCCUCGGUUCUGGGAAACACAUGCAUGCCUUGCCUGUGACCAUGUAAAAAGACACAAGGAGUACAAGUCUGUAGGUAAUUUAGAAAAAUGGUUUUGGAAUUAA
This is a messenger RNA of Eublepharis macularius, 1227 nucleotides long. RefSeq names its product fucosyltransferase 9 (gene FUT9). Gene Ontology annotation, molecular function: alpha-(1->3)-fucosyltransferase activity. Bases 1 to 1227 code for a protein of 408 amino acids. NCBI's taxonomy places the organism in Eukaryota, Metazoa, Chordata, Lepidosauria, Squamata, Eublepharidae. Gene Ontology annotation, cellular component: membrane. The transcript has 2 exons. The record is from RefSeq and is a predicted model, not a curated record.